ACUCGGUCCGGGAGUCGUGGGCGUGUUCGGAGUCGAAUCCGCCGGAAUCCCGCCUCGGGUCUCGGUGUUUCUCGCCGCCCGACCGCAGGGGUGACCACGGCACGCCCCCAGCGACCUAGGCCACGCCCACAGCGACCCAGACCACGCCCGGGCGACCUAUUCGCUCGCAAAUCCCGCGGGCGCCCCGGCCCACCCCUCUGUCCCUCGGGUGCCGCCAGGCUGGGACGCUGCAGCGGACCGCGGAACUGAGACGUGGUUCCUGGGCGGAGGCACCAUGUUGGACUUCGCGAUCUUCGCUGUUACCUUCCUGCUGGCGUUGGUGGGAGCGGUGCUCUACCUCUACCCGGCUUCCAGACAAGCUGCAGGAAUUCCAGGCAUUACUCCAACAGAAGAAAAAGAUGGUAAUCUUCCAGAUAUUGUGAACAGUGGAAGUUUGCACGAGUUCCUGGUUAAUCUGCAUGAGAGAUAUGGGCCUGUGGUCUCUUUCUGGUUUGGCAGGCGCCUUGUGGUUAGUUUGGGCACUGUUGAUGUCCUAAAGCAGCAUAUCAACCCCAAUAAGACACUGGACCCUUUUGAAACCAUGCUGAAGUCAUUAUUAAGGUAUCAGUCUGAUAGUGGGAACGUGAGCGAAAACCACAUGAGGAAAAAAUUGUACGAAAAUGGUGUGACUAAUUGUCUGCGGAGUAAUUUUGCUCUCCUGAUAAAGCUUUCGGAAGAAUUAUUGGAUAAAUGGCUAUCGUACCCAGAGUCCCAACAUGUCCCCCUCUGCCAGCAUAUGCUUGGCUUUGCUAUGAAGUCUGUUACACAGAUGGUAAUGGGCAGUACAUUUGAAGAUGAACAGGAAGUCAUUCGCUUCCAGAAGAAUCAUGGCACAGUUUGGUCUGAGAUUGGAAAAGGCUUUCUGGAUGGAUCACUUGAUAAAAGUACAACUCGGAAAAAACAAUAUGAAGAUGCCCUUAUGCAACUGGAAUCUAUUUUAAAGAAAAUCAUUAAAGAACGAAAAGGAAGGAACUUCAGUCAGCAUAUUUUCAUUGACUCCUUAGUACAGGGGAACCUUAAUGACCAACAGAUCCUAGAAGACACUAUGAUAUUUUCUCUGGCCAGUUGCAUGAUAACCGCAAAAUUGUGCACCUGGGCAAUCUGUUUUUUAACCACCUAUGAGGAAAUUCAGAAAAAACUAUAUGAAGAGAUUGACCAAGUUUUGGGGAAGGGAGCUAUCACUUCAGAGAAAAUUGAGGAGCUCAGGUAUUGUCGGCAAGUGCUUUGUGAAACUGUUCGGACUGCCAAACUGACCCCAGUUUCUGCCCGGCUUCAAGAUAUUGAAGGAAAGAUUGACAAAUUUAUUAUUCCUAGGGAGACCCUUGUCCUGUAUGCCCUUGGAGUCGUGCUUCAGGAUCCCAGUACUUGGUCAUCUCCGUACAAGUUUGAUCCAGAGCGUUUUGAUGAUGAAUCUGUUAUGAAAACUUUCUCCUUGCUUGGAUUUUCAGGCACACGGGAAUGCCCAGAGUUGAGGUUUGCCUAUAUGGUGGCUGCAGUGCUUUUGAGUGUCCUGCUGAGGAGACUGCACCUCCUCUCUGUGGAGGGACAAGUUACUGAAACUAAGUAUGAACUGGUGACAUCAUCCAAAGAGGAAGCUUGGAUCACUGUCUCAAAGAGAUAUUAAAAUUGUAUGCAUUUAACUUUGUUGAAGAAAAUGAUCAUUAAGAAAUCUGUAUUGAAUCCUUUUAGAAACCAAGCAUCAUUGUGUAAAAUAAACACCUAUUAAUACUUCA
Bubalus bubalis (water buffalo) is the source of this 1772-nucleotide messenger RNA. RefSeq names its product cytochrome P450 20A1. The coding region runs from base 275 to 1663 and encodes 462 amino acids. The record is from RefSeq and is a predicted model, not a curated record. Gene Ontology annotation, molecular function: monooxygenase activity; heme binding; iron ion binding. The transcript is spliced from 13 exons. NCBI's taxonomy places the organism in Eukaryota, Metazoa, Chordata, Mammalia, Artiodactyla, Bovidae. Gene Ontology annotation, cellular component: membrane.